This is a messenger RNA of Cavia porcellus (domestic guinea pig), 1818 nucleotides long. It is a transcript of the gene Gfra4, whose product is annotated as GDNF family receptor alpha 4. The transcript has 6 exons. Lineage: Eukaryota; Metazoa; Chordata; Mammalia; Rodentia; Caviidae. Gene Ontology annotation, biological process: nervous system development. The record is from RefSeq and is a predicted model, not a curated record. Gene Ontology annotation, molecular function: glial cell-derived neurotrophic factor receptor activity. Bases 148 to 1170 code for a protein of 340 amino acids. Gene Ontology annotation, cellular component: external side of plasma membrane; signaling receptor complex.
CUUAUACAGAAAGGAAAAAAGGUGGCUUCCUAAAGCUACAAUGGUGGGGGUGGGCGUCCGUUUCUCUGUGGACAUGGCCAGCUUCCUGGGGACCGGGGUCCAUCUAAGCACUCAGUGCUGGCUGUCACGCUCCAUUUCCACCUGGAGAUGAAGCCUGGGGAGGGAACAAAGUGGAGAGGGCCCGAGUGUCACAACCGCUGCAACUGUUGCCAGGUCUCCUCCAGGGGAGCGAGAGAGUGGGCACAGACACCUGGGAACACCUGCCCCUGCUCAGGAGGUGCUGGGAAGGGGACACCUGCCCACAGGGGAUUCGCCUCGUCCAAUCCUUGGGUCCUUGUCCUCGGUGGCUCACGGUCCUGUCCGGCAUGGCAGGCUGCUUGGGAUCCGUGCUGCUGUUGCUGCUGUUGCUACUGGGGUCUGCGAGCGACGCCGGAGGGAACCGCUGCGUCGACGCGGCCGAGGCGUGCACGGCGGACGCGCGGUGCCAGCGGCUACGCACCGAGUACGUGGCGCGCUGCCUGGCGCGGGCUGCGCCCCGGAGCUGUCCCCGCGCCCGCUGCCACCGCGCCCUGCGCCGCUUCUUCACCCGCGGACCGCCCGCGCUCACCCACGCGCUGCUCUUCUGCCCGUGCGCAGGCCCCGCGUGUGCCGAGCGCCGGCGCCAGACCUUCGUCCCCGCCUGCGCCUUCUACGGGCCGGGCACCGUGCGGCCCCCCUGCCUGGAGCCCUUGGACGCCUGCGUGCAGAGCCGGGCCCCGUCUCCUGGCCUUCCAGGCUUCCUGCGCUCCGGUCCCCAGCACCCCAGACGGCUGCCAGCGCGACCAAGGUCUCCGCUGCCUCCGCGCCUACGCGGGCCUCGUGGGCACGGCUGUUACCCCCAACUACGUUGACAACGCGAGCGCGCGCGUGGCGCCCUGGUGCGACUGCAGAGCCAGCGGAAACCGGCGGGAGGAGUGCGAAGCCUUCCGGGGGCUCUUUACCAGGAACCAGUGCUUGGAUGGGGCCAUAGGAACCUUUGACAGCAGGUGGUCUGGACUCCUGCAAGUCCAGCUGGACCCUCACCAGGACCCUGGAUACAACCUCCUGCAGGUGUCCUCUGCCGCUGGGCCCCUGAAGGAGAGCUCCCUGCUGUCCAUAUUCCCUGUCCUGGCACUCCGGCCCCUACUGUGACACCACCACUCACUGUAAAGGGACCGGCUGCCUGUGUGCCUUUGCCCUGGAGUGAGGAUGGAAGCUGGGGGCUGGGCCACAAAGCCUCCAGUUUCCCAUUCAGUAGGGAUUUUUUUUUUUUUUUUUUUUUUUUUUUGGUACCAGGGAUCAAAUUCUCCACUGUGUGCUUGCACAGCAGGCGCUGAGCUAAAUCCGCAGCGCUCAGUAAGGAUUUUAGGUCCCUUUCUUCACAGGCUUGAGACCACUAGAGUCUCCCUGGGGUAGGACAGGAGAGGGUGGGCUUAUAGCCAGGCUGCACUGGUGCCAUGAUCUCAGCGAUCAUCUGGACUCUUAGGACUCUUGGACACUCUAUCUGCUCCCCAAGCAGCUAACACUCUAAGGAACACACCUGAGUGGACUUACAGGCACAGCUACCCUAGCAGCUACUGCAGCCUUUUAGGGCACCCACUGUAGAUCCGCCUGCGCCCCAGGGCUAAUGUGGCUCAGUGCUUCCUGUCCAUGCUGUGCUGCUGGGUAGCUGCCACCUGGAUGAGAAUCCGGUCCCUGUCCUGUCCUAUCUCGUAUUGGCUUAUGGGCCCAUUUUUCCUCAUGGCUUGUCCCCAGCGCUGGGAGUGGCACACCAAGCUCAAUAAACCCUGUUGCACUGAG